This is a messenger RNA of Chironomus riparius, 1053 nucleotides long. Lineage: Eukaryota; Metazoa; Arthropoda; Insecta; Diptera; Chironomidae. The record is from the annotation of a GenBank genome assembly.
AUGACUGAAAAUGUCACAUCCAAUCUAACAAAUACGACAACAACUGAAGAUGAUCAUAAAUCUUUAGUUCAUGUUGAUUUGCUGGCGCUAUUUUAUAUCGUUGGCAUAAGUGCCUGUUUUCUAGCCUUGUUGCAUCUACAUACAAGAAAGAGUUUUAGGAACACAAAACAGGCUUUUAUGUUAAAAUGCUUGAUGACACUGGAAUUUGUUGGAUUGGUUGGUAUGCUGACAAUAAUGAUAAUAAAGGAAUGCUGGCCGGAAAUAUACAAGAGUAACAUUUGGAUAAUUUGUUUCUCAAGAAUUUUGUGGAGAUUCUUUGGCUUGAGCUCUGGUUGUGUGGCAUUUUUACUGGCAGUUGAGAGAUAUUUCGCAUUGACUAAACCAUUUUUCUACUGCAGACACUUCACCAAUGGACUUAUGAAACGAUUAAUUUUUAUGUUUUGGACAUUAGCUGCCAUCCUUUCUUUUGGACCAGUUUAUGGGUUCGGGAUUUUCUUUAACGAAGCACAAGAAAAGUGUGAACGGUAUCGUGAUGCUACUAAAACAUGGGAUGUUGCUUAUGCUUUCUUAUUUUUCUUUAAUGUUAGUCGAAUGGUUUAUCGGUCAUAUCGCAACAUGAAGCAAUUAACACUCAGCUCAUCGGAAAAUUUUAAUCGAAUUCAAUCAAUUAAGCUUCAUCAUCAGAUAAGUGAAGUAAGCACAAGCAGUACAACAUCCAAGUCAGUUUCCAUAACACGAGAUGAAAUUGCAUUUAUCAAUAUGGUAAAUUUGCUGACUGGCAGUUUUGUCAUCUGCUGGGGAACCGGUAUGAUAACGAUCCCAAUAGCGCAAUUUUACAGAAAUGAAAAUCAUUCAAAGGCGAUGGAAAUGUUCUAUCAUUUUGCCGACAUGCUGCUACUGCUACAUUUCGCAUUAGAUCCAUUUAUUUAUGUGCUGUGUCGAACUGAUUACUACAAAAGGUUCAAAUAUGUUAUGAGUCAGAUAUUCUGUUCAGACGAUGAUGAGUUUGCUGAAUUACCAGAAAUAGACCGAGACCGAGCUAUUUGCUAUUGA